GUCGAUUGAAUGCAAGUCCCAUCCCACCUGGUCCACGUUCCAGCCCAAUUCUGCAGGAGUCAUUCAAUACCCUCGUAUGGGCACCCGGCAGUAGCAAGGCUUAUCGCCGCUAUCUAUGGAGACUGGCGGAUGUUCCGUGGCAGGAGACUUGGCGAUACGUCUGCGAUUCGCUCUAUCGCAGCGCAUUGACGUCCCAGUCCUGUGGGUGACGCCAUAGACGAUCGCAGCUGCAUUUAGGUCUCGGAUCGCUCGCACCAUGAAAGCACCGGAACGGAUACCCAGAUUUGGAACGCGGAAGUUGAGUGAGUGCGGUUGUGUUCCGGGACCAAGCAUCCUUCCGGAUCUGCCAAGACGGGAGAUUAGGCUGACAUUCCAGUCAACGAUUGUUCCGGAGUCUGCAGUCUUGGAUACAAGUCUGA
This is a messenger RNA of Mycena citricolor, 419 nucleotides long. The record is from the annotation of a GenBank genome assembly. Lineage: Eukaryota; Fungi; Basidiomycota; Agaricomycetes; Agaricales; Mycenaceae.